This is a messenger RNA of Cladophialophora carrionii CBS 160.54, 468 nucleotides long. RefSeq lists its product as uncharacterized. The record is from RefSeq and is a predicted model, not a curated record. NCBI's taxonomy places the organism in Eukaryota, Fungi, Ascomycota, Eurotiomycetes, Chaetothyriales, Herpotrichiellaceae. Bases 1 to 468 code for a protein of 155 amino acids. The transcript has a single exon.
AUGAAGUCCCCCGUCUUCGUAAAGCCUCCGAGCCAGAGCCCUGCAGAGUUCUACCAGAGCUCGCCGCUGAUGCAGGCCGGUAGUUUUGAAUCUCUUGCACAGCUUUACGAUGAAGUGCCGCAGGAUUUUGUUGAACUCCUGAACGUCGCCUUUCAAGCCGCCCAGAGCCAUAUGUCCGUUAGCGGUACUCCAGUACCAAGGCCGCAGAGCCAGUAUGAUCCGAUGUCUCAGCUCAGCCUUGGAGCAAUGCGCAUUCAGAAUCCUGCACCCACCCACGGCAUCGCUUUCCCUCCUGUUGUCCUGCAAGCCUCCCGCCUGGCUACGACGAUUCAUUUGCGAGCUAUGGAACAAGGGAUACCUUUUGAAGACGUUAGAAACCAUGACGACGUGAAGCACCUAGGCGCGCUCCUGCAUGAGAGUCCCCUGGCGGUAUGGAGGGGCAUACCGUACAUCUAUCUUUGGGUGUAA